AAAGAAUCUCGCGCAGACCGAAUUCGUCAAAUCGAAAAAUCAUGAAUUUAAGAUUAAUAAUAUUUUGUUCGUUGCUAUACGUUGCAAUUAAAGGGGUGUUUUCAUCCCCUGUAAGUGGAGCGCAGUCCGAAGAAGAUGAUUUAAUAGUUGAAUUGGAGAAUUUGGGCAAAAUCCGUGGACAUAUUCUUCAAAGUUCCGAAGGAAAGGAUUUCUAUGCUUUUCAAGAUAUCCCUUAUGGAGAAUCCACAGCAGGAAAUAACAGAUUUAAGCCCUCCAAACCUCGUGGUCCAUGGGAAGGAGUAUUAAAUGUAACCGAAAAUAAAAAAAAGUGUCCACAAGCAUCGUUUAUGAAUAAUGAUUUAAGUUCUGACUCAGAUCUAACAGAAGAUUGCUUAGUUCUGAAUGUAUACACACCAGUAAAACCAAGUUCUGGUAAAUCAUUGCCAAUAUUCUUUUGGAUUCAUGGUGGAGCUUUCCUUGGUGGUAGCGGUUCAAUGAAAGAAUACGAUCCAAAGUAUUUGAUUGAUUAUGAUAUAGUAGUUGUAACAAUAAACUAUCGACUAGGAGCACUUGGAUUUUUAACGACACUAGAUGACAGUAUACCCGGUAAUUUGGGACUCAAAGAUCAACUUCUGGCCCUUAAAUGGGCACAUGAUCACAUCCAUCAAUUUGGAGGUGAUCCCGACAAAAUAACAGUAGGCGGAGAAAGUGCUGGAAGUAUGGCGACUGGAUUUCAAAUGCUAAGUAGAGCAGCUAAAGGGUUGUUCAGGGGAAUUAUCCAACAAAGUGGGUCACCGUUAGCUCGAUUUUUUUAUCCAUCGGACGAUAGAGAACAUGCAUUUGAAUUUGGCAAAGCGUUAAAUAGUUCAUUUACAUCAACCAAAUCAAGUGAUUUAUUAGAAUUGUUACAACAAGUAUCUUACUCAGAUUUAUUGGAUGUUCAGAGUAAGUUUUCACCUGGCGGCAAUGUAGGAUUUAUGGAUGCUUUAGUUUAUAAGCCAGUUCUGGAGGAUGAAAACAACGACGAUGCUUUUGUUACCGAACCCAUGCAUGGUGCUGUACUGGAUGGCCAUUUUAAUUUAGUGCCUCUUCUUAUUGGCAUAAAUUCCGAAGAAGCUUUAGGUUUUCUUAAUCAAGCAGGGAAUGAAACCAUUGAAGAAAGAGCCAAAUCACUUGAUGAAAGUCCAUCAAAUCUUGUAGCUGAAUCCCUUAAUGUUGCCGACGAAGACAGAGAGACAGUUGGCAAUGGUUUAAAAGAGAUAUAUAACUUUUCUUCUUUUGUAGAAGAUAGAAAUGCAUUUGUAAAGUACACUACUGAUGAAGCUUUUGCUCGAUCAUCAAUACGCCAAGCUGAAAGUGCCUCUCGAUAUGUACCAGUCUACCUGUAUCAGCUCUCAUGGUUACCAGAAAACAGUACGGAGAUAGGAGUGCCGCAUGGAGCAGAUGUAUGGUACUUUUGGGGUGGACUUCCUCUUGGUCCAAGUACUGAAUCCCUUCGAAAACCUUUUCUAAAAUUAUGGACUAAUUUUAUUAAAUACCAGAAUCCCACUCCAGAGUCGGAUGAAGAACUUCAAAACGUAAUUUGGCCAGAAGUAAAACCCGAUGCUGUGAAGUAUUUAGAUUUAAAUACGCAGUUCACAGUUCACGAUAAUCCCCGAAAUUAUUAUAGUUUUAAAUCUCUAUUGGACCAUUACAUACAUCCACCCUAUAUAAGUUAUUAAAUUUUAGAAUAGAAAUACUGUAGUUAGUUGUUAAAAUAAACAUAUACAAAUAAUAUUUUUGGUUGUUAAUAAUAUCCUUUUU
This is a messenger RNA of Diabrotica balteata, 1803 nucleotides long. Lineage: Eukaryota; Metazoa; Arthropoda; Insecta; Coleoptera; Chrysomelidae. The record is from the annotation of a GenBank genome assembly.